This is a messenger RNA of Pediculus humanus corporis (human body louse), 618 nucleotides long. RefSeq lists its product as uncharacterized. NCBI's taxonomy places the organism in Eukaryota, Metazoa, Arthropoda, Insecta, Psocodea, Pediculidae. The record is from RefSeq and is a predicted model, not a curated record. Bases 1 to 618 code for a protein of 205 amino acids. The transcript is spliced from 2 exons.
AUGGCUGAGGAUUACGGCAGCAGCCCUUCAUCUCACAGAAGGAAAAUAUCAGAUCCGCUUUCUCGUUUAAGCGAUAUUUCUUCGGGAUCCUCGUUUAAUUCCGUGGGAGGAGGUUCGAAUCCGGGAAGUCCUCGUCUCCUUCCGCGAAGGGUCCGUCAAACUUACGCUCCGAACAUUUCUUCUUCACACGUGACGAAAAACUCCCCCAUUUUAGGGGGAGGUUCAAAUUCAGCCGUCACCAUUUCAUCAUCAUCAUCAUUAUCAUCGUCUCCAUCUCCAUUUUCCUACGGUUUUCAAAACAAAUCGACUCCUUUGAACCGUCCCACGUCGAAUUCAUCUCUCGUGCUCAUGGAUAUCGAAAGUGACGAUUUCGCGAACGUGCCGGAGUCGGAAACGUCUGGAAAUUUUUCCGCCGUCGAUUCGAGCGUGAGUCAAUUCAAUUAUUCGGCGGGACGUUGGGAAGGAAGGGGAGGAGGAUCGCCGAGGAAAAUGAUUCAAAACAAAGGAAAAAUGGAAAUCAACUGGCAGGAAAAAUGUUUGGGAUUGGAAUUGGAACUCCAUAGAUUUAAACAUCAGGCAUCGCAAGUCAAAGAUAUUUUGCAAGACAAGAUGGCGUAA